Malaya genurostris is the source of this 2948-nucleotide messenger RNA. RefSeq names its product armadillo repeat-containing protein 2. The coding region runs from base 100 to 2883 and encodes 927 amino acids. The transcript has 9 exons. Gene Ontology annotation, biological process: cilium organization. The record is from RefSeq and is a predicted model, not a curated record. Lineage: Eukaryota; Metazoa; Arthropoda; Insecta; Diptera; Culicidae.
UCAGAAUAGGAAUCAAUUCGACUGAAAGUAUUCAAAUUAUUUUUCUGCUUUGAAGUUUUUCUCAAGGUUAAAUGAAUCAAUUAAUAGGACAAGUUUGCUAUGCAAAAUUUCAACGCAAACAGUAAUUUCUCAUUAGUGCCAUUUACUCGUGAAAUCGUUUCUGAUGAUGGAAAACGGAAAUUAGUACGCAAAACUAGUGCGGAAAUCGUGAGUGAAGCCAAAAGCAUGUUGGCAGGAGGAGGAACUCGUUUAGUAUCGGCAAGGAGGCCAAUCACACCAAGAGAACCAAGGAGACAACUUUAUGGCCGUGUUGCGCCACCGGGACGACCACCAAGUGCAUUCAGUCUAAAAUAUUUGCAGUUCGAGUCACGCGCUUUGCCUUCAUUAGAGCCCAUUCAACAGAACACAAUUCAAAAACAUGGUUUUACUCGGUCGGAGUCAGUGGAAUUUAUCUCAAUGGAGGAUAUUGAUGGCCUCAAUAGUGUUAACAAUAAUACUAGCAGAAGUAAGCUUCCCGCCUUACUUAAUGUUCCGAAGAGGCUAUCAGGAUCACUGGAUAAUCUUUCAGAAUGCAUGCCACCGCGAAAGGAUUUUAAGCCACCAACAACGCCGGUAAAGCCACAAUUUUCACUUCAUGCUGAGUCAAAACCAUUAAAUGAAAAGCGCACAUCUGAUGUGGUUGCUUUAGAUGCUAUGCCUUCUGUUUCCCCUGCAUCGCAAGAAAGCAUAGUUAGGAAUCAUCCACUGAAGCGUCGUCAGGUUCAAUCAUUAGACGAGAGCAGUGUGCCAGAGGCAGGCCAAUCUUCGCCAGCAAACCACUCAUAUGGGGUGAAAAUGGAUCAUCGUAAGGAGAAAGCCAAACUAAGUAGAAACAACGACUUGCUGGUGAAAUCCACGACCGAAUCGUUGUUGGAACUGCUUAAGGCUCAUGCUGGGAUCAAGGAUUGCAACGGCGAAACCGUGAGUUACAUUAAUGGGAUUCUAGGAGAAUUGUACUUGCGAGUAAAAGGGGCCAAAGGAAGCUGGCGGGGAGCAGUUCUUGGGGCACUUUAUGGUUUGGUUGAAGCAAAUUCGCCAACUAUUCUACUCUCAGUAGCACGUGUUGUACUGGCGCUGAAUGUGACUGGAAGUAAUCUGACGGGCGCCUGCAAACUUAUCUUUAAAAUUGCUCGCAACGAAAACAACGACAAUCUUUUCGCUGACAGUGAUGUACCAGAGUUAUUGGUGGAUGGUUUGGGACGUGCUUCGCCAUCUGAUGAACCGGAGGCAUGCAUCUAUGGUUAUGGUGCCAUUCGUUUUCUAGCGGGCUCUGUGGGCUCAGUUGUACAGAAAAACAAACUAGAGAUUGCAAGAGAGCACUCAUCUCGCCAAAAGUCACUAGCAUUUCGUUUGGCACGCCAUGGCCUGGUCCAGUUAAUGGUGUUGCAUCUAAAGAUGUUAAAUGAAAUGGGUUCGACAAAGAAAUUAACUGGUCCGCCAUUGCAUGCUUUGUUUCAGCUUUCUGGGGCACUACGGACACUGGCAGGUGUCCCUUCAAUUGAUGAUUGCUCUGCAAUAACGACAUCUUUAUUGAAUAGUACGAAUCCAAAAAUCAAAGAAACUCAGGAAAAUGAAAUGAUUCAAUUGGAGUUGGCAGGACCUCUGCUUGUGCGCGCUGCUGAGAUAUGUAUUGAUGAACCAGAAGUGCAAGCUAACGUUAUUCGAACUUUGAGUGUGCUUUCGGAACGACCGGAAUGUUGUGAGCAAUUGGCAGAUUGUGCAGCCAGACUUGGAAUACUGUUGGGGUCCAUAAGUGAAACUAGUAUCACAGUUGAGAAAGGAUUGGCUGCUGUAAAUCGUCUUGGAUACAUAUUGGGAAACAUCAUGGCUCGAUGGGAUACGGCACGUUCUCAAUUCUAUUCCAACGAUGUUGCCAUGGAAGUUAUCCUGAAGUCAUUAGAACACUAUUCCAAUAAACGAUUUUCUAUUAAAAAUCAAAUGGGGGACUCUGUGGUGAAUGUUUUGACAAAGCUAGUACGUGUUGUUGCUAACAUUUGUGUUAAUGCUGAUGUGGGAUACGGUUUGAGCAAUAAACCACCCCUCGGGGAAAUACUUUUGAAUAUUUUGUUGAAAGUGAAGGACGCAAAGGAUUCAGAAAUUGUUGAGCUUCUGUUCGCUUCCUUGGGCGCAAUGCACAAUUUAUCAUACUACUACGAACAAUCAGAUAACCCGCUUCAAUACAAUCAUCCAGGAAGCCUAGCCGAACGUUUGAAGGAUAUUUGCGGGGUACUUUGUAACAUUCUCAAUAAAGAAAGUAAUCCGGCUCGUUCUGAAGUAGCUCGUGUAUUAGGAAAUAUGACACGAAAUUCAGCGGUACGCCAAUCGUUUUGUAACGAAAACGGCUUGCAAGUCUUGAUAAGUUGUUUACAAUCCGAUGAUGUAGAAUUGAUGGUUACGUCAUGCGGUGUUCUCGUUAAUGUUCUUGGAGAUUGGGAACGACGGGCUCCAUUCCGGGAAAUCCAAGGGCCAGUUGUACUGCGAAAACUUUUACAGCGUGGUACAUCAACCCAGGACUGGAUUAUGGCAGGAAUAGCCUGUCAAGCGUUAUGGAAUUAUCUUAUCGAUAGUGGAAAUGUUAUCAAUGCUUUAGGAGAAGCUGAGACAGAUUAUAUAUGUGGGGAUCUUGCCGAAUGCUUGGAUGAAGAAAAACUUUUUCAAACAGAAGAUCCCGAUGCUUUAUGGGAAGAAUUUGCACCAGUAGCCACCGACUUACUAGAAAGAUUGCAAUCGUGCAUGUCAAUAGGAAAUUCACCAUGUCUGUCAUCUGAUGAUGAUUCCGAUCUAAUUAUUGGACAAGCAGGGGAUGCUUGGGGAGAACACUACAAACAGUGGCUUCAACAAUAAAAGGACUUGAGAAAAAAAAUUUUCUAACGAUGAAAUGUUUUUUUUAACUUCCCUAUAGAAAUUCU